This is a messenger RNA of Aplosporella prunicola CBS 121167, 1224 nucleotides long. RefSeq lists its product as uncharacterized. NCBI's taxonomy places the organism in Eukaryota, Fungi, Ascomycota, Dothideomycetes, Botryosphaeriales, Aplosporellaceae. Bases 127 to 1032 code for a protein of 301 amino acids. The record is from RefSeq and is a predicted model, not a curated record. The transcript is spliced from 3 exons.
GCCCACCCACUAGGUACCUUAGCUAACCCACCAACCAACCGUGCCGACUACAUACAUACAGACAGACAUACGCGUGGGUGAUUGCCAGUCAUCCUGUCGACCACUUCACGCUGUAUUUUGUCUGCCAUGCCCGCGCUGGUGCCGUCUACGUUUUCACUCCCGCUGAGAACGCAAGCACGACUCGUCCUUCAUUAUUCUCAACUGGUGACGAGGUUUCGCUUUAGCACGACGAUUAUGACGCCGCUCCAGUCUUCGUCGUCGUCGUCUCCGCCGUCGACGUCGCAGCGACCACGCAGGUUCGCGCCGCUGGAUCCGGAGAGUGUCGCGGGGAAGGAGUGGCCGCGGUUGAGGGGCGUCGUGUUUGAUGUUGAUGGGACGCUGUGCGAGCCUCAAAACUACAUGUUCGCAGAGAUGAGAACGGCUCUAUCCAUUCCUCCAAAAGCCGACAUCCUAACCCACAUCGCCAAGCUGCCACCCUCCAACCGCGCCGACGCCGAGAACACGGUCCGCGCCAUCGAAGCCCGCGCCAUGGCGUCGCAAAAGCCAUCCCCGGGCCUCGCCGCCCUGAUGCAAUACCUGACCACGCGCGCCGUCCCCAAAGCCAUCUGCACACGCAACCACGCCGCGCCCGUCGCACAUCUGCUUUCAACCUUCCUCCCACCAAGCGAGCGCUUCGCGCCCAUCAUGACGCGCGACGACUUCGUGGGGCCGCAGAAGCCGGACCCAGCGGGAAUUCUGCACGCGGCCGAGGUAUGGGGGCUGCGGGGCGAGGAGGGCGGCGCGAGCGGGCUGAUCAUGGUGGGUGACGGGCUGGACGACAUGACGGCGGGGUUUCGGGCGGGCGCGGCGACGGUGCUGCUCGUCAAUGAGUUUAAUGCUCAUUUGGCGGGCCAUCAGCAUACGGAUUUGGUGGUUAGGAGGCUGGAUGAGUUGGUCGAGGUGCUGGAGAGGGGGUUUGUUGGGCAGGUGGCGCGGGAUGAUGAGAGUCCGGACACUAAGGCGCAGGCGGAGGAGGCGCUUGAGAGGGUUUGAGAAAGGAGAGUUGGUGGAGGCGCUAGACAGUUUGUCUGCUCUUUGUAGCUGGUUUGCUCGCCCCUUCGCUACCUUUUAAUCUGGUUGUGCAUAUCUACCGAGUACUCCUUCGGUAAUUAUAAGUAACUUUAGCUUUAUACUUGGAUGAUGCUAUGUGGUCACGGUCAGUGUAGGUCAAUUAUUGAGAGAGCG